This is a messenger RNA of Prorocentrum cordatum, 699 nucleotides long. The record is from the annotation of a GenBank genome assembly. Lineage: Eukaryota; Dinophyceae; Prorocentrales; Prorocentraceae.
AUGAUGAUAUUCAGCAGCGUAACGAUGAACAACAGCGUGAGGGCCAUCCACUUCACCACCUACAGCGUGAGGAUGAUCAACAGCGUGUGGAAGAUCAACUGCAUCAGGAUGAUCAGCAGCGCAAUGAUGAUCUACAGCGAGAGGACGAUCUACAGCGUGUGGAAGAUCAACCACAUGAGGAUGAUCAGCAGCGUAAGGACGUCCUUCAGCGUGUGGACGAUCAACAGCGUGAGGAUGAUCUACAUCGUGAGGAUGAUCAACAGAGUGAUGCCAAACGGCAGCCUGAAGACGAUCAACAGCGUGUGGACGAUCAGCAGCGAGAGGACGCCCAACAGCGAGAGUAUGUUCAACAGCGUGUGGGAGAUCUACGGCGUAAGGAUGAUCAACAGCGAGAUGAUCUUCAACAGCGACAGGAUCAUCAACCGCGUGUGGACGACCUACAGCGUGAAGACGAACAACAGCGUGAGCACGAUCAACAGCGCAAGGACGAUCAACAGGGAGAGGACGAUCAGCAUCGUCCGAGUGACGUACAUCGGCCAGGCGAGCAGCAGCGUGAGGACGAGCAGCAGCGAGGGGAUGUGCAACAACGUGUGGACGAUCAACAGGGCGAGGACGAUCAACAGGGUGAGGGCGAUCCACAAGGUGAGGGCGAUCAACAGGAGGAUGUCGAGAGGUAUAAGGAUUUUGUCUACAAGAUGA